Messenger RNA from Aptenodytes forsteri (emperor penguin), 363 nucleotides. RefSeq names its product argininosuccinate lyase-like. Gene Ontology annotation, cellular component: cytosol. The transcript is spliced from 3 exons. Lineage: Eukaryota; Metazoa; Chordata; Aves; Sphenisciformes; Spheniscidae. Gene Ontology annotation, molecular function: argininosuccinate lyase activity. The coding region runs from base 15 to 272 and encodes 85 amino acids. The record is from RefSeq and is a predicted model, not a curated record.
UGGUUCGUAAAGGAAUGCCAUUCAGACAAGCCCACAUCGCCUCUAGGAAGGCCGUCCACCUCGCCGAGUCUAAAGGCAUACCCAUCAAUAACCUCAGCCCGGAUGACCUGAAGACCAUCAGCCCCCUGUUUGGCAGCGACGUCUCCCAGGUCUUCAACGUCGCCAACAGCGUGGAGCAGUACAGGGCCAUGGGCGGUACCGCCAAGAGCAGCGUGACUGCCCAGAUCGAGCGGCUGAGGGAGCUGCUGAAGAAGCUGAAGGAGCAAGCUUAGAGUGUGGGGAGAUAUCCCGUGGAUGCAGCGUUGUGCCUGUCACGCUAAUCUGGAGUUAAUAAACGCUGGGGUGCAUUGUAGUUCACUGAAA